Molecule: messenger RNA, 1386 nt
Organism: Cetraspora pellucida
Lineage: Eukaryota; Fungi; Glomeromycota; Glomeromycetes; Diversisporales; Gigasporaceae
Source: the annotation of a GenBank genome assembly
AUGAAUAAACUUCCAUUUGAAACAAUAUUUAGAAUAUUUGAUUUUUUGGAUAAUAAAUCAAUGUUAUAUUUUGCAUUAUCAUGUAGUUUUUAUAAAAGAAGAUUUGAUGAAUAUAUAUUUCCUCAAGUUAAACGUGAUGUAUGGGUACGACAUACAGUCAAUUAUAGCAUUUAUCCACAAGAGUUAAAAGCAACAACAAUAUAUUUACCAAAAACAAAAAAAGCAAAAAGAUCAUUUGUUGAAUUUUCUGGUGAUCAAUUACCAUGUGAUGGAUGUAUUAAAAAAAAAAGACAUGGAUGGUGUGAUUUUAAGAAACGAUGUGAACAUUGUAUAUUAGAUGGAAUUAAAUGUGUAUGCACAAGUAAAAGUAUUCGAAAACCUUUAAGUAGAGAUGGAAAAGAAAAUUAUUAUUGUGUUUCACCUUAUAAUCGAGGAGAAAAAUUAAUAGCAGUACGUAAAUGGGAAGUUGGAACGAGACAAUGUGACAAAUGUAAUUUUUAUAAAAAAUGUGGUCAGAUGCCUGUAUUUAGUGAAUGUAAUAUUCCUUCAUGUAAUUUAUAUUUUAAAGAUGAAAAAGAAUUAGAAGAACAAAAACAAUUUAAUGAUUUUGAAUUAUAUCAAAUGAUUCAACCUAAACAACCUAAACAACCUGAUUUCAAUAUUCCUAAUAAAAAUGAUUUUUCACAAGUUGAAGUAAUAUUUGAUAUGGAAGAUAUACGUAUUAAUAAACCACCAUUAUUAGAUAAUUCAUUUUCAGAAUUACGUCGUUUAUUAACAGAUAUGAAUAAUGAAAUGCUUUUGAAUAAUUUAGCUAAUAAUGAUUUUUGGGAUUAUGCAAUUAAACAAAAGUUAUUAAAUGGAAAUUAUGCUAUUAAUUGGAAUUCUUUAUCAUCAAAUUAUAAAAUGAUGACUCAUUUAUAUAAGGAAGCAUUAUAUUAUAGAAAAAUGAUGGAACAAGUACCUGAUGAUCCACAAAUGGAUUUUGAAUAUACUAAAAAAUUGCAAGAUACUAAUGAAUUAUUACCUUUUGUAUCUAGAGAUACUAUAGUAAAAACACUUAAUAAAGUAAAAGAAACAUUUAAUUUAAUGUAUCAAACAUUUAGAUCAGCAACAGAUUUACGACGAGCAAAAGAACUUUAUAUAUUAUGGAAUACAAAUAUUGAUAGAACUUUUAUUGAUGAUAAUUUUUUUCAAUAUAAAACAAAAACAUCUCAAUAUUUAGCAAUGUUGUUUGCAGAAUGGAUAAAUCAUAAUGUUGAAUCAGGAACAAAUAUUGAUUUAUUAAAUGAUAUUCCUGAAUCUAUAGUUGGUAGUAGACGUCGAAGAGAAGAUGAUAGUAGUAAUGAUGAUCAACAAAGACCAAAACGAUGUCCAAGAACAAAUUAA